UGUGGUUAUUGAUCACUCCUUACGCUUUAAUUGGCUGUCAAUCAAUCGGGCCUCAGCAAGGGAGGGGUUCCGCCCAUCAUCGCAGAGCGGAGCUGGUUCACCAACAUACCUCGCAUGCUCGCACGCCGUCCGCCUGUGGAAACACCGCCACCGUGCCCGCCAUGUUUCACAUGUCGGGCGCGGGGGGGACCGAGCGCGCUGGUUUACUUGCGCGUGGCAGUGAAAGCCUGUACGGGGGCCGGCCGCUCGGGGACGCCCGUUGCACACACGACCAGAAACAAUGACUGAAAUUUCUGAGUUGACAAAUUCCCAGGCAAAGUUUCUAGCGGCGCGGGCAACUGAACAGCUGCGUCCGGCGCGUCCUGCGGAGACAAGCGCAGACGUUACGCGACACGUGUGUGUGUGUGUGUGUGUGUGUGUGUGUGUGUGUGUGUGUGUGUGUGUGUUUGGAGGGGCACUCACCUGUUCCUUGGCUGAGAGUGGCGGUUGUGUCCGUUGCAGGUGAGUGUUUUUCAAUUUGUGUCUCACCUGGCAGUGCGGCGUGAGAGGAGCUGUCUAUCAAGCGGAGGACGCCGUGUUGAGACACGACGACACGCCCACUGGAGAGAGAGAGACAGGAGAAACAUGAUGACCGCUGUGGUACUUCUACACAACGAAAACAUGAUAACACUAUCACUGUCACUGUUACUGUUGUUGUUAUCUUCCGGUGAGUCCAGCUGAAAGUAGAAAUGAGUUUCCUGGGCCAACAAGAAAUGAAACGCGCUGACGUCAUGGAGCGUAUAAAGACAGGAUGCAGAGCGGCGCACGUCUUCCACUCGCUCCGAGCGCCACGCGGUCUCCCGUUGAUCUUUUUCUAUUUUUUGUGCGUCGUCGUCUUCCUGGAUGUGAUGGCCAACUCGGCUCUGCAGCUCAUCGGCUUCUUCCUGUCACUGACGGGUCUGGCCGUCACCAUGAUGGCCACCGUCAUGGUGGAGUGGAAGAGGCACUUCCAGGGCAAGUCGCACAGCAUCUACGAGGGCCUGUGGAUGAGCUGCAGCGGGGAGCACAGGACCACCUGCGAACUGCACGAGUCCGUCCUGGAGCUGCCGUUUGAGAUCCAGAUCACCAGGGCGUUGCUGCUGCUCAGCAUCUUCCUGUCGGCCGUGGCGCUGCUGGUCUCCACCGUGGGGAUGAAGUGCACCCGCUUUAUGGACAACAAGGCCAUCAAGUCCAGCGUGGCCCGGAUCGGAGGGAUUAUUUUCAUGAUUUCAGGUAUUAUGACAUUCGGCGUGACGUCCUGGUUUGUCAAGAAGAUUGUUCACAAGGUCCACGAGUCCCAUCAUCUGCACAGCUUUGAGUUUGGGAGGGCGGUGUUUGUCAGCUGGGCCGCCGGCCUCCUCACCACAGCCGGCGGAGCGUUCCUGACCUGCGGGAGGUGUUCCAGGUCUUCGGCGUCCAGCUCCAUCAGCUCCAACCACCUCAUGCCACCGAGCCGCGCAGCGACGACGUCCAGUCAAAAGGUGCAGGAUCACAAUCAAUGCCAGGACUACUGAUGAGUUGUUAUCCACGAGCCUUCCUAUGAGAUAUACCACACUGCACGUCAGAGUUAUACUAGGAACCCUUUCAACACUUCCUUUUGUAUUGUUGCACACUAUCAACCAGUUUGUGUACAGACUUUGAAGAAGAAAAAUAAAAUCAUUUGAUUGUCUCUGAUGGCUUCCUGCUAGUUCCGUCAACGUGGCUAGUUCCGGGCUUUGUGAGCAGAGGCCUUCAGAAACGCAAUCGGAUCAGACCGAGUCAGAGAGGAAGUGCGCCAAAUGACAACAGCGCUUGUUUUGCUCUCAGCGCUCUCAUGCAACGGACUGAUUGUGCGGAUAUGCUUGAUCCUUUGAGGUCUUGCUAUCUUUAUAUCGAUGUUGUCGCUUUGCAGUGAAAAGUGCAUCUCUUCGAUGGUGAAUCAUAUAAAACCCCACAUGUGCGUGAAAAGAAACAGCAGAAAAACCAGUGAGCGUUGCUUACCUUUUAAGUGUUUUUCGUGCUGUUGUAUUGAUUAGUUUUACUAUUUAUAUCCUGAUUCAACAAUGCAUUCAUUCCUCUAUUCCAUCUAUUAUUGAUUAGAAAUUGAUGAGAGAUUUGAUUUUUACGGAUGGAGAAAAAAAACUGAUGGGUUUAAAAAUUACUUUAAAAAGACAAAUUUUUGUUAGAGUCCGCAAAACUUUGUAAACUACAGUCAAACCUGUCUUAGCGGCCACCUUUAUAGAACGGCCACCUGCCUAUAGCAGCCACUGAAAAAUCCCCCGCAGCAAAUGUACAUGUUAUAGACCCUGUGUAUAGCAGUCACCUGUCCAACGCGGCCAGCGGCCACCCAUUUUGUCUCCCUUGGUCAAUAUCUGACCGCAUAUAGCGGCCAAAUUACCAACUCAAGUAGAAGCUUCAUGCACGAAAAAGUUUCGUUUUUCAAUCAAUGAAGCCGUCGUGUGUAGACUUUAAUUACUGAGUCCUAGCUCAGUCACAAUCAUUCACAAGAUCCACACAAACUGUCAGUUGUUCACAUAAAAAAGCCGUCUUCUUUUGAGCUUGCACCAAAACAUUACCGCAAAUUAGGCUGGGAACAGGACGUGCUCCCAGAGACGCUACAAUACAAUAUAAUACUGCCUGCAUGCUAAAACCAUGCUAGCAUAUGUUUUUAAAAAGCAGCGGGAGCAAAACUGAGUUGGGUUGUACUUAAUUGAAGUAUUUUAGAAUGUACUCACGUUAUUUUUCAUCAAUCCUCAUCCACAAAUCCAUCAAAGUCCUCAUCUUCUGUAUUCGACACAAACAAAGCCGUCUUCUUUUCCGUUCGCUACUAGUCUGUUAACUUGUCAGUGUUAUUCAGCUCCGAAGCAAAGAAGGAAACUUCUCCUGUUGCUUCUGCCAACUUUAUUUAUUGAACGCGGCCACCAGACAGCACACAGAACACACACACGUCUCGUCUCAUCUCUCCUUCCUGCUUGCCCACAAGGCAAAGGUUAAACAAGCCCCACUACAUAGCUGUCCAGCCAAUGCCUGUAAGAAAUGACACCGUUUAUUUCCUGGUGUGCACUGGUCAAUACUGUAAUGCCGCUUGUUGUGGGGAAGGAGAGACUCACGUCGCCGAUGCACUUUAAUGGCUUUGUUAACAGCGGAGAACACUGCAGGACUUUACAUCCACGCCAACAUAAACACACUUCCCAACUCUCUCGAAACUCACAGCUAGCACUGAGCCUAGCUCUGCUGCUCGGGACGCCCACCGUCACUUCCCGAUGAACUAAAGCUGUAAUGACACUCUGUCGUAUAAAAAGUAAAAUAUUAAAAACAAACAUAAGACAUUACUAGCACAGCUUUGUUCUGUGGGUCGUGGAUAUAUUCUAUCAGUUAUUAUUAAGCCUCUAGCUUCCUUUUAGUAAGUAAAAACCUUGGCUAUGAUUGCACUACAUUGUCAUGUAGACCUACAAAGUACACUUGGAAGAACAAGAGGUGAAUAAAUGUAUUGCAACUGAUGUGAAACUGAUGAGGGGUAGGAUUAAAUAAGCUUUGCUUCUUCCUACUCCUUUUUGGACAUGCAAAAUUGUGAAUUGUACUAUGUGAUGUGCUACUGUUUGACUCAUAUGCAUGUUCAGGAUGAAUUAAAACCAUGAACCAUGAUAAUAACAAGCUUAGUAGUGCUGUACAACUUUUAUCCGCAGUCCGCAGUGCCCUCUACUGGUCAACAUUAUUAUUAAUUUUUUUCCCUUUUUUUCUUUUUUUUCCUCUACUGGUCAACAUUCAAACUGGACGCCAACCUGUCUAUAGAGGCACACCUGUCUAUAGCGGCCACUUUUGCAGACUCCCUCUAGUGGCCGCUAUAGACAAGUUUAACUGUAUGUGAAGCUACUUCCGCCAUCCAUCACAAACAGGAAGUGACGCUCUUAAUAACGAUACCAUUUCUCAGAUUCAGUGGCCAUUAUCUGUCAAACCGUGCAGUGCACAUAAGCGAAAGAAUCCCGCGUAUGGCUAAUCAGUGCAUUUCCUCACCAGGACCGGUAUUCAAACACAUGUUUCCGGCAACACUAGCUAGGACCGGAUAUUAGCAUUUUAUUUUCAAAAUACGAGCCGAAUAACCAUCACGGCAUUGAAAACUUGUUCCUAUGGUUACAGUAUCACUUUACGCCUCUACAAUUGUGCAGUACGGGAUGCGCAAAGAAGAUGGACAUUAAAUUAUGCAUUUCCACCCCAUUUUAGCUAUGAGUCAAGCUAUGACCAGAGGUGUGUCCUGUAACUUCGCAUAGUUUUGCUGCUCUCGCAAAAAUUUGUCUUUUUUUUUACCUUUAUCAGUUUUGUUCUCCAUGGACCUCUGUAUCUUUUCAAACCAAGAAGCUAAAAAAGACUUUCAUUGAGGGCUGGUUGACAUUAAAGCACGCCACCGCAAUCCCAGAUAGCGUACAUAUGUGCCCCCUAGUGGCAAUGAGCAGGUUACUGUUUUGAGCCUCUGACCCUUCGACGCCACCGUACUUCAGCUCAAGCUGGGAAUGUGGAAGUGAAGCAAAAUGAGCCAAAAUCGGCGUGCGACAACCACUGAUCUGUAUUAUAUAUGUGGAUAGCUCAUUGGCGAUGACUUGUGAAGCCACACGGCCGCCAUAUUGCUACUCGCAAGAAACACUUCUGGGCAAGCUUUUGCAUUCGUGGUGAACUUAUUUUAUUAAUUCGGAUUGGACACAAAUUUCGACUUAAGAUACCUGCAUGUGCAGCUAUUAACUGCACAAAUCGCCAGUUCAAAGGCUGUGGACGAACAUUUCACGUGUAAGUACGAUUGAAAUGUAGAUUUAUGGUUGAUCAUUUAAGGGUUUUGCACUGUCGAUCUCUCAGAUAUUUUCGAUCGUGUAAAAUUCCUCUGAUUAAAUGUAUGUCCAGAAUUGAUACGUUUAUAUAGCUCUAUAAUAGCUAAGGGGAAAUUUACGUACUUUUUUGUCUAUCAUGAUAUAUGUAUUUCUUUAAGGGACGAAGGUUGCGUUACUUGAAGGAAUGGGAGAAUCUCAGUGCUUCCGUGAUGCUUACCAGGCAUUGUAUACAGUGCAGUUAGCAAGCCAGUUUGCAUACAAUUGAUCCGGCAUGACCCUUCAUUUGGAUAAACAACAAAAAAAAAUUUGCUGCUGAAUUGACUGCGUAAAAGGAUUCAUUCAUAUGAUAUGUUCUGGAAAAUAAUAUUACUGAACACGCAUACCGGUAUGUUUGAGAUUGCAAACAACGUAUUGUCUUACCCAAAGCAUUUGGUUUUGUUUCAGUGUUGUUGUUUUCUGUGUGUGUGUGUUUAUGGUUAUUACACAUUAUAGUUAUCACAUAUUAUUCCUGUGGUUUUUGUUCAAAUAUAUUUCUAUAUCAGAAAAGAGGUUAUUUCUAUUUCAUAACACAAACAAAAAAAUAAAAAUCAUCAAAAUGUGAAAAGAUUUUAAAACUUGUCUCUUCGAUGAUUCAUAUUUUGUACAGAUGAGAGCAUAGUGAAUUGUAUGAAAGUAAGAAUAAAAAGUAAAGGAUCAUGACCAUGGAUUUUAGUGGAAAAAAGGGAUGGGAUAUGCAGUUCAAAUGAAAAUCUCUUUCUAGAGGAGUAAAACUAUCAUUGCUAUAGGGGAGUGCUGAGCCAGGGGGCACAGUAGAAUUUUGUCCCAAAGGCAAUGAGAAUUGGAAGGGGAAAAAGUACAUUUAAGUUGAUACCUGAAAUGUCUAGAUGCCCAGUGGGGUGACUGGAGACGUAUCAUUGCUUAUUCAACUGCUUGACUGAAAACAGGAUCUGGUUGAUCUUUGCCACGUCGUGUUUUGCCACGUCGUGUCUUUGGGACAGUCACAUUUUCAAUGAAGGUAAAAGUACGGUAACCUUAAAUGUUCGUGUAUCCUUUUCAUUCCUCCUGUAUAUGUAUUUACACUUGUAGGCAUGUAAAACUACAAUUAUAAAACUCUAAAAACGUGUUUUGUGUUUUUGAGAGUAUACCGCUGGUGAAAUCAAAGACCGGCGAAGUAACGUCCAUUUCCGGUUGCCAUUUUGUUUAGCUACUUAAUGGCAUGCUAACAAGGAAGGAUGUUUUGUGAUUACAAAAAAAUUUAAGAACACAUUUGAAAUCACACAGUGUAAUAACAACACGACAAGAUGCACGCCAUAUUGUACACGAACCUGAGAAUGCAAGCUAACCGGUGAAUUGUGUCCGUGAACCAAAAAACAUGCUAACAGGGGUGGACGCUAACCAAGGCUGCACUAGGUAUGUACAACUGAUUUCUUUGCUUUUUAUUGUAAUGCA
Molecule: messenger RNA, 6263 nt
Organism: Dunckerocampus dactyliophorus (ringed pipefish)
Lineage: Eukaryota; Metazoa; Chordata; Actinopteri; Syngnathiformes; Syngnathidae
Product: claudin-1-like
Exons: 6
Coding region: 729-1532 (267 amino acids)
Biological process (GO): cell adhesion; bicellular tight junction assembly
Cellular component (GO): plasma membrane; bicellular tight junction
Molecular function (GO): structural molecule activity
Source: RefSeq, a predicted model, not a curated record